Macadamia integrifolia is the source of this 993-nucleotide messenger RNA. RefSeq lists its product as uncharacterized. The coding region runs from base 1 to 993 and encodes 330 amino acids. The record is from RefSeq and is a predicted model, not a curated record. Lineage: Eukaryota; Viridiplantae; Streptophyta; Magnoliopsida; Proteales; Proteaceae. The transcript has 4 exons.
AUGGGGAAAUCAAAAGAGCAGUGUGGGAUCUGGACCCAGACAGUUCUCCAAGACUGGACGGUUUCUCUGGGGCAUUCUCUAGAAGAUGCUGGCAUAUUGUGGCGAGAGAGGUUUGCAAUGCCAUCAAUGAUGGCUAUGAGGUUAGAGAACUUUCUUCUCAGAAUGAUCUCAGAAGAACAAGAAGCUUUUCAGAAAGGGAAACAGAUCCACUCUAAUAUCAGUCUGGCAUCUGAACUCGCAAACAUGAUGUUUGCCUCAACGAGAAGGGGUGGUCUUGGCCUUAAAAUUGAUAUUAGAAAAGGAUACUUUGGAAUGGAACGUGUGUUAAGGCAAGGGGACCCUAUCUCUCCCAUGCUUUUUGUUAUUGCGGAGGAAGUCCUAUCCAAAAGUUUGAAGCAAUUGAUUCAAGAGAAUAAGUUGAAACCUACACAAGGCCCAAGCGGCGCCAAUACACCAGGUCACAUUCUGUUUGCUGAUGAUAUCUUCAUCUUCUCCAAUGCUUCCAUAAAAUACUUAGGUGUGGAAAUUUUCAAGGGAAGGGUUAAAAAAGAGGCCUUGUUGCCAAUUAUGGACAAGGUUAAGGGAAGGUUGGCAGGUUGGAAAGGGAAAUUGUUGUCAAUGGCAGGCGGAGUUGAAUUGGCUAAAACUGUUAUUUUAGGAAUGCCAACUUAUAGCUUCUCUGUUUACUGGUGGCCUUCAUCUCUCAUUGCAAUGAUAGAGAGAUGGAUGUGGAAUAAUAGUGGAAAUGUGGAUUAUUGGGAAUGGUCAACUGGCGAACUUCUGGAAGGACAAGUGGUGGGGCCUAAAUCCAUCAAGGAAGAAAUUUCUCUGGAUAACCUCAAUGCUCUCUCCACCGUGGCCAAGGUGGUGGAUUUUAUUAGAUAUGGGGAAUGGAUCCUUCCUGAGGUUACUUCUCCCCUUCUUAAUGAUAUUUUUAAUCAGAUUAAGGAGGUUAAAAUCCCUAGGGUGCAGAUGGAAGAUGUUAAGGUCUAG